Molecule: messenger RNA, 465 nt
Organism: Pongo pygmaeus (Bornean orangutan)
Lineage: Eukaryota; Metazoa; Chordata; Mammalia; Primates; Hominidae
Product: histone H3.3A-like
Exons: 1
Coding region: 4-465 (153 amino acids)
Cellular component (GO): nucleosome
Molecular function (GO): DNA binding; protein heterodimerization activity; structural constituent of chromatin
Source: RefSeq, a predicted model, not a curated record
ACCAUGGCUCGUACAAAGCAGACUGCCCGCAAAUCUACCGGUGGUAUAGCACCCUGGAAGCAAUUGGCUACAAAAGCCACUUGUAAGAGUGCGCCCUCUACUGGAGGGGUGAAGAAACCUCAUCGUUACAGACCUGGUACUGUGGCACUCCGUGAAAUCAGACAUUAUCAGAAGUCCACUGAACUUCUGAUUCGCAAACUUCCUUUCCAGCGUCUGGUGCGAGAAAUUGCUCAGGACUUUAAAACAGAUCUGCGCUUCCAGAGCGCAGCUAUCGGUACUUUGCAGGAGGCAAGUGAGGCCUAUCUAGUUGGCCUUUUUGAAGACACCAACCUGUGUGCUAUCCAUGCCACACGUGUAACAAUUAUGCCAAAAGACAUCCAGCUAGCAAGAACGUGUUUCAGAAUACACUAUGAUGUGAAACAUUUCAUUCUCAAAAAAAAAUUAUCUUCUUCCUGUUAUUGGUAG